AGUUUUCCAGCUGCCUGCACUUCUGCUCGGACUGAGCAGCGCUUGGAUCCAAAGGCAGAGGGAGAGAAGCUGAUGCCAGGGCGCUGAGACUGGGCUUCUCUUGAGCAGGAUCCCUCCCUUCCUGGAUUUCUUGGGUGCUGCUCCGGGGAGAGAUGGAGCUGACUGCCCCACUGGGGCUAUUCUUCUUGCUGUUGCUUCUUGCAGAGCCUCGGAGGGUCCAUUCGGACUCCCCUGUUUCUUUGGAUCCACCAUUACUCAGCACCCAGAAAUCUCUCAUUACCGUCACUGAAAACGAUACACUACAAAUUACUUGCAGUGGUGAAAGAGCCUUGGAAUGGUUUUGGCCGAACAAUCAGACAAGUUCUGAAAACCGUGUGGCAGUGACGGACUGUACGGAAAAUGCCUACUGUAAGCUCCUCACACUUAGCAAAGUAAAAGGCAAUGACACCGGAGCCUACAAAUGUUUUUAUCAGGACAACCAUACAGCAGCAAGUGUUUAUAUAUAUGUACAAGAUUUUACAGACCUUCCAGAUUAUAGAUCUCCGUUUUUGAAAUCAGCCAGUGAAAAACCAGAUGCAAUCUACAUAACUGGAAAUAAAACUGUGGUGAUUCCCUGCCUUGGGUCUACAUCAAAUUUGAAUGUUUCACUCCAUACGAAGUAUCCAGACAAAGUGUUUGUUCCUGACGGCAAAGCCAAAACCUGGGAGAGUCAGAAAGGGUUCACCAUUCCCACCAGCUUGAUCAGUGAUGUUGGCAUCGUCUUCUGCAAAGCUAAGAUAGAUGGUGAAAGUUAUCAGUCCCUGAUGUACAUCGUGGUGGUUUUAGGAUACAGAAUCCAUGAUCUUGCAAUGAGCCCUCCACACAAUGUUGCGCUGGCAGCAGGAGAGAAACUUGCUCUAAACUGUACUGCAAGGACUGAGCUGAAUAUGGGGAUUGUGUUUGAAUGGGACUAUCCAUCAAAGAAGGCAGCAGCAAACAAGAACAACAAGCACGUUAUAAUCCGGGAUGGGGUGACGUCGCCCAGCAAUGAAGAGAAGAAGUUUGUCAGCAGUCUCACCAUCGAUCAUGUGGACUUAAAGGAUGGAGGUCAAUACAGGUGCACCGCCUCCAGCAGCCAAAUGACUCGGAAAAGCAGCAUCAAUGUUAUCAUUUACGAAAAACCUUUCAUCCUUUUGGGAAAAAUGCCAUCCCUGGUGGAGGCAAAAGUGGGCGAACUUGUUAAAGUUCCUGUGCAGUUCAGAGCUUACCCAUCGCCAGAUGUAAAAUGGUUUAAAAAUGGAAACCCCAUUGCUUCAAAUCGUACUAUUAAACUUGGUGGUUACUCCUUGACAAUUACUGAAACAAAUGAAAGAGAUGCUGGGAAUUAUACUGUUGUGCUGACCAAUCCCAUAAGCAAGAUGCAGAAAAAGCAUACGUUUCAUCUGUUUGUGAAUGUUCCUCCUCAGAUUGGAGAGAAUGCUCUUUUGGCUCCUGUGGAUUCCUAUAAAUAUGGCUCGACUCAAAUGCUAACAUGUACAGUCUAUGCUGUUCCAGCAUCGGUCAAGAUUCAGUGGUCCUGGCAGCUGGAAGAAGAAUGCACUUUCAACCCUCACCAAGCUGGACUAGGAAACAAUCCUUAUUCCUGUAAGAAAUGGAAAGAUAUAACUGACAGAAGAGGUGGGAAUCAGAUUGAAAUCAUGAAACCUCAGUCUGCUUUUAUUGCUGGGAAAAGGAAGACCGUAAGCACUCUUGUCAUUCAAGCUGCAAAUGUAUCUGCUCUGUAUAGAUGUGUGGCUAGCAAUAAAGCUGGAGAAGGCGAGAGGGUGAUCUCCUUUCAUGUUUCCAGAGGCCUUGAAAUUAAUCUUCAGCCCCAAGGCCAGCCUACUGAGAAGCACAAUGUCUCCUUGCGCUGCACGGCAGACAGACUCACUUUUGAGAACCUGACUUGGUUUAAGCUGAACCCUCGGGCCUCCAUGACGAAACUUGGCAGACUUCCCAUGCCCGUUUGCAAGAACCUGGAGGCUCUUCAGCGGCUGAGCGCCACGACUUCAAGCGCCAACGGGGAAAAUGUCACCAUGGAGCUCCUUCUCCAAAACAUCUCCCUACAAGAUAGCGGGGAUUAUGUGUGCAUCGCGCAAGACAAAAAGACCAAAUUGAGACACUGCCUUGUCAAACAUCUCACUGUUCAAGAACCAGUGGCACCUACAAUUAUGGGAAACCUUGAGAAUCAAACGACAAAUAUUGGAGAAACAAUACAAGUAUCAUGUGUAGCAAAUGGAAUUCCUUCACCACUCAUUACCUGGUUUAAAAACAACGAAACUCUUGUUGAAGAUUCAGGCAUUAUUUUGAAAGAUGGGAACAGGAAUCUAACCAUCCGAAGGGUAAGGAAGGAGGAUGAAGGGAUCUACACCUGCCGUGCCUGCAAUGUUCUAGGCUGCACAAAAGCAGCAGCAGUUUUUGAAGUGGAAGGGACUGAUGAGAAAACGAACCUCGAGCUCAUUAUUCUGGUUGGAACUGCCGUAAUUGCCAUGUUCUUCUGGUUGCUCCUCGUCAUCAUUCUACGGACCGUGAAGCGGGCCAAUGGUGGAGAACUAAAGACCGGUUACCUGUCCAUCAUCAUGGAUCCAGAUGAAGUCCCUCUAGAUGAGCAGAGUGAACGUCUUCCUUAUGAUGCAAACAAGUGGGAGUUUCCUAGGGAGAGGCUCAAACUAGGUAAGCCACUUGGACGGGGAGCAUUUGGCCAAGUCAUUGAAGCCGAUGCCUUUGGAAUUGACAAGGCUUCUACUUGCCGAACGGUUGCUGUCAAAAUGCUUAAAGAGGGAGCAACACACAGUGAGCACAGGGCACUAAUGUCUGAGCUGAAAAUCCUCAUUCAUAUCGGUCAUCAUCUCAAUGUGGUUAAUAUACUCGGAGCCUGCACAAAACCAGGAGGUCCACUUAUGGUGAUUGUGGAAUACUGCAAAUUUGGAAAUUUGUCAGUGUAUUUAAGAAGCAAACGAAAUGAUUUUAUUCCAUACAAGACUAAAAAUGUGAGGUUUAGGCAUGAAAACGGAGAGGAAUUGAAGAAACGCUUGGACAGUAUCACGAGUAGCCAAAGUUCAGCAAGUUCUGGGUUUGGAGAAGAGAGAUCCCUCACUGAUGUGGAAGAAGGAGAAGCAACAUCAGAAGAUCCCUACAAAAAUGCUCUAACCUUGGAGGAUCUCAUCUGCUACAGCUUCCAGGUGGCCCGAGGGAUGGAAUUCCUGGCCUCGCGGAAAUGCAUCCACCGAGACUUAGCAGCUCGGAAUAUCCUCUUAUCAGAGAACAACGUUGUCAAAAUUUGUGAUUUUGGAUUGGCUCGGGAUAUCUACAAAGAUCCUGACUAUGUCAGGAAAGGAGAUGCUAGGCUACCCCUGAAAUGGAUGGCACCAGAAACCAUUUUUGACAGAGUAUACACAAUUCAAAGUGAUGUGUGGUCCUUUGGUGUAUUGCUGUGGGAGAUAUUUUCCUUAGGAGCUUCACCAUAUCCUGGCGUCAAAAUUGAUGAGGAAUUCUGUAGAAGACUGAAAGAGGGGACACGAAUGCGGCCUCCAGAUUAUACAACACCUGAAAUGUAUCAGACCAUGUUGGACUGCUGGCUUGGAGAACCCAAGCAAAGGCCAACUUUUUCAGAUUUGGUGGAACACUUGGGAAACCUACUGCAAGCAAGCGUACGUCAGGAUGGAAAGGACUACGUUGACCUUCCCCAAACUGCGUUGCUGAAUAUUGAGGAAGAUUCCGGACUCUCUGUGCCAACUUCACCUAUUUCUUGCAGAGAAGAAGAAGUAGUCUGUAAUCCUCUAUCUCAUUAUGACAGCACACUGGAAAUGAGUCAGCACAGAAAAGGCAGUAAAAGAAAAAGCCGUCCUGUGAGCGUAAAGACCUUUGAAUCUGUGCCUGUCGAACCAGCAGUAAAAGUGGUUCAAGAGGAUAAUCAGACAGACAGUGGGAUGAUUCUUGCUUCUGAGGAGCUAAAGACACUAGAAGAGAAAUCUAAGCAACUGAUGUUGCCAUUUAGUGGACUUGUCUCCAGUAAAAGUAAGGAGUCUGUCAUGUCUGAAGCUUCAAAUCCAACAAGUGGCUACCAGUCGGGCUAUCACUCAGAUGACAUGGACACUACCAUUUAUUCUGCUGAAGAAAUGGAACUUUUACCUCUCAGGGAAGAUGUUUCUCAGACUUGCUGCUCUCUGGCACAUGGCCCUGCGGUCCCUCUCAGCUCACGCUCUGUUUAAGACAUCUCACAUGUCGGUCAAAACUGGAACUUGCGCCAACCACUGCCUUUAUUUAAAAACUAGCUGCAUCCAAUGGCUAGGACACCCAUAUUCCUGGGAUUGGGAAAAAUAUUUGUUCCCCUACAUCUUUGACAAGAUGGACCCAAAAUGCAAAGUGGAAUAUUGGAUCCAGCAUCCUAGUUUAAAAGGAAUAGAAAACCUAUCGAACAUUCUCCAGCACUGUUCACAGGAAUGUGACUAUGACUACUGAUGUGGUUUGAUGACGAAGAGAGUGUUACAGACUUAAGAGACAUACAUGAAAUGUUAUGCUGACAAUCUAUUUCUGUUGUAUGAAGUUGGAAGAGUGUUCAGUGAGAUGUCUUUGGCCUUUUCAGUUUUGUCAGCAGUUGAGUUACAACAGUGCCUUUGUAGUCCCUGGGCAUCACUUUUCCAAAAGAUGCUGUCAGUAUAUUUUGCAGGACAUGCAGAGUUCCCUGUCAUAUAAAUCUCUUCCAUGAAAGGAACAUUUUGGUCUCAUUUGCCAGAUGAAGCAAGUGGAUGAAUCAUGUUGAACUAUGCAUAUAAAUACUGGUGAAAAGCAGAGUGACUUAUCCCUCUUUUGAAAAGAGGUUGUGUUUUGGAUGUGUGAAUUUCAAUCAGGUGAGGUUCUACCUUCAAUGUAUAUUUUCUCACUGAAAUGAAUAAAUAAGUCUUGGUUUGGUCCAUACACAUGCAAUCAGCUGAAGGCUCCAGAAUUACACUCUGUUUUCAGUGAUCUUCCUUUACAUGAUGCUCAUUUUAAGGUUUGCAGCUUCUUAGAACUUGGAACUUCUCAGAGCUUGGAACUAGUUACAAACAACUUGUACUGAACUGCUUCUAACAGGUUACAUUUUCACUGUAACUAAGGCCUCUCUAAGUUACAUUAUGGCUGUAACAUAAGGGUAAUUUUACUACUUUAAAUUGUAAUUUUGUUUUUGUUUCUUUUAUAAUUAUUGAAGUAUAUGGCCUCACUAUUUAGGUAUGUUUUUACUACAGGCCAUGCUUGUGGUAUUUAGAUUUUAAAAGCAACUAAAAGUAGCUACUUUAGUUACUUUUAAAUAACAGACAAUUAUUUCUAAAAAUGUUUGCAUAAUGUAACUAACUUUCCCUGUCUUCAGCUUGUAUGUAGUUACUUAUAAAAAGUGACGAUACAAAUCCUGACUUCUCUGGAAAUCCAAGUGUCUUCGUAAAAAAAAAAAAACUACCCAGACAUACUGUUUAUAUAUAAACUUACAAUGUUGUCCAUUAACUUCGUGACAUAAUUGUAUCAAAAGCUGCUGAGAUUUUAUGGCUGAUGUUUUAAGUGUAGGAAUUGUGAGGCCAUUUUCUCUAGUUUUUUUGCUCAAACGUCUAACAAUUUAUAAUGUAUAUUCCAAGAUUUUUUUAAACAAAAGAUUGUAGAAUUAUUUUGAUGACCAUUCCUUUUGUAUUUUUGUGGGUUUUUUAUUCAUUGUUUUGUAUUUUGUAUACUACAUUAAGAACUGGGGAACUGAUGAAUUAACAAAAAUGGCACAUAUAGUAUUUAUAGUGUGGUUGUGUAGAAUAAAUGUAAUAUAUUAUUACAAAUAAAUAAAUAAAUAUAUAUAUUAUAUAUAAAGAAAACACAGUGGGAUUUCCAAGUGAAUCAACAUGUGUGGACUCGCAUCUUUUUAAUGGUUAUUCAAUAAAAUAUGGGGGAGAGAGGAGAAAGGAUAGGCUCAAAACCUCAGGCUGAAACUUUUUCAACAUAUGGCAAUUUUACGGUUGGCAAGUAAAUGUUUUUGUUUAUACUUUCCAUUAGAGCAGUCAUAUUCCCUGAGCUAUGUUGCCAGUGAAUUUCCAAUAUCCCUCCAAAAUGAGUCAAUAAAUCAAUUUUGCAUCAUUUCAAAUGA
Anolis carolinensis (green anole) is the source of this 6118-nucleotide messenger RNA. RefSeq names its product kinase insert domain receptor (gene kdr). The record is from RefSeq and is a predicted model, not a curated record. The transcript is spliced from 30 exons. Gene Ontology annotation, cellular component: plasma membrane; signaling receptor complex. Bases 153 to 4229 code for a protein of 1358 amino acids. Gene Ontology annotation, molecular function: growth factor binding; ATP binding; vascular endothelial growth factor receptor activity. Gene Ontology annotation, biological process: vascular endothelial growth factor receptor signaling pathway; endothelial cell differentiation; positive regulation of kinase activity. NCBI's taxonomy places the organism in Eukaryota, Metazoa, Chordata, Lepidosauria, Squamata, Anolidae.